AUGCGAUAUGGUGAAUUAGUUGGGCGAGACGAAGGGGAGCAAGCUGGGGUGCCUUCUGCGCUAGGAGCACUGGGCAAGCUUCUCUUGGUGCCAAGCAGUAUGGGCAAGCCCCCCUUGGCGCUGGGCAGUUCGGACGAGCCUUCUUUGGUGCCGGGUAAGGAGCACACUGAGGCCAGUUGGGCGAGGACCAGUGAGCACUGA
Messenger RNA from Ilex paraguariensis (yerba mate), 201 nucleotides. The record is from the annotation of a GenBank genome assembly. NCBI's taxonomy places the organism in Eukaryota, Viridiplantae, Streptophyta, Magnoliopsida, Aquifoliales, Aquifoliaceae.